Messenger RNA from Diospyros lotus (date-plum), 1935 nucleotides. RefSeq names its product phenolic glucoside malonyltransferase 2-like. NCBI's taxonomy places the organism in Eukaryota, Viridiplantae, Streptophyta, Magnoliopsida, Ericales, Ebenaceae. The record is from RefSeq and is a predicted model, not a curated record. The coding region runs from base 1 to 1413 and encodes 470 amino acids. The transcript has 4 exons.
AUGGGAGAAGAGAAAGCACACCAAGGAGUUUUACGUGGUUCUGCCGGUGUUUCGGCGGCCGGCACCUGCAAGCACUCUGACGCUCCAAUCAGUAAGAGAGUAAAGUCAAGGCCAUGUAUCAGUGAUGGGACUGAGUAUUUGGCGUCGGUGAAGGUACCCAGAUUUCCUCCAACCCAACGCUUGUUCUUCUACGAAUUACCCCCUCAUCUGGGCACCACCGCCGCUUUCUCCGACACCGUUCUUCCAAGAUUGAAGCAAUCCCUCUCUCUUACCCUCCAGAGCUGGACUCUUCUCGCCGGAAAUUUGGCUUGGCCUCAGAGUUCCGACAAACCGCUAAUCCAAUACUCCGACGGCGAUGCUGUCUCGCUCACCGUAGCCGAGUCCGGAGCCGAUUUCCGCCAUCUCUCCGACAAAUCAAGCUUCCGUGAAGCGACAGAGUACCAUUCUCAUCUACCAGAUCUUCCAUCUUCUCACGCGAGAGUUCCAGUUCUGGCUUUGCAAGUCACUCUGUUCCCGAACUCGGGGUUUUCCGUUGGUUACAGUGCGCACCACGCUGUGGUGGACGGGAAGACCGCAACCAUGUUCAUGAAUUCAUGGGCUUCGGUUUGUUCGUCUUCUAAUUCCAUGGCGGAUCAGCCAUUCUAUGGCCGGGCCUUUCUCUCUGAGGAUCAAGAAAGAGUUAUGCUAAAUAGGGUGCUGGAUCAAGGCGGACCAAACAACAAGAGUCUCAUGCUCAUGGACCUGAAAUCUCCGGGCGAUGCCGCUUUUGUCACAUUCCAACUCACACGUGCCAACAUAGAGACCCUCAAGAACUGGGUACGAGCCAGACUGGAGAGGAAUCAGCAGACUGAUGUUCAUUUGUCAAACUUCACAGCAAUCAGUGCUUUCGUUUGGGUUUGUUUAAUCAAGCUCCAUGGAAUGCGAGGAGGUGAGAAAGCUCAGCUUAGGUUCGCUGCGGAUUGCAGGGCUCGAUUAGACCCUCCUGUGCCUUCAACAUAUUUCGGGAACUGCGUUGUGGGUUGCUGUCCAACCGCAGAUGUGGAUGGCCUGCUGGGAGAAGAUGGAGUGGCCAUGGCAGCCAAAGUAAUCGGUGAAGCCAUAGAUGAUCUGAAACAUGCAGAUCUCAAAGCAGCCCAAGAUCUUAUAUUUGGUAGACCAUCAUCUCCGAUAUCGGUAGAUAAAGUUUUCUCCAUUUCAGGGUCACCUCGGUUUGAGUUCUACAAGGUCGAUUUUGGGUGGGGGAGACCGAGGAAAGUGGAGGUGACGUCCAUUGACAGAACUGGAGCUUUCUCUCUUUCAGAUUCCGGGGAUGGCACCGCCGCUGUUGAGAUUGGAUUGGCCCUGAAGAAAAAUAAAGUUGCAGGUUUUGCUUCUAUGUUUGCUAGUGGCCUUGAAGCUUUUGGAAGGCCAUAGAAGUUGCAUUACUAUCUAAUAAAGUUAAAAUAGUAUUUAAUAGAAAUAUAUAAAAUAUGCAAUAAUAACACGAUGUCUCAUAUAUAACACUUGGGGAAAUGUUAUUUGUAUGUAGAGCUGUUAUUCUCAACAGGUUUGGCGAUUGAUUUAGGCCAAUACACUCGUCAGAUUUGGUGAUCGAUUUAGGCUAAGCUACCUUUGUCAUCUUUUCUCCACAACAGUCCUCUCAAUGCUGGACAAGAUCAGAGUAGACGUGGCAAAAGAUGAAAUCAGCGGGAGAAGAUAAUUCGCAGACGCGACAACCAACAGACUCGAAGAAGACAAGUUGCAGAUGUGACAAAAAAUGAAAUCGGGGCAACACCUACCAAAUCCGACAACGGCGGUGACCAACAGAGGCAUCGCCAUGACCAGAACGAGUGACGUGUUGUUCAUCAUCUUGCACAAAUAAAUUUGGAUUUGUGAUUUUUAAUUUUUUUUUAUUUAUUUGUAUAUUGGAUGAGUGAUAUUGUACCUGGUUAUUGA